ACCGGAACCUCCGCGCGGGCGCACGCGCGGGGAGGCGUUGCUAGGCGACACCGUAGCGGCGGCGGGGCCGGGGGUGAGCGGAGCGGGCUCAGUGGCCCCCUCCCUGAACUCCCACGAUGGAGAAGUACCGUGUCCUGGAGAUGAUUGGCGAAGGCUCCUUCGGGCGCGUGUACAAGGGACGUCGGAAACACAGCGCUCAGGUGGUGGCCUUAAAGUUCAUCCCCAAGGUGGGGCGGUCUGAGAAGGAGCUGAAGAACCUGCAGCGGGAAAUUGAGAUCAUGAGAGGCCUCCGUCAUCCCAACAUCAUCCAGAUGCUUGACAGCUUUGAGACCGACAAAGAGGUAGUGGUGGUGACUGACUACGCAGAGGGGGAGCUCUUCCAGAUCCUGGAGGAUGAUGGAAGUUUGCCUGAGGACCAGGUCCGGACCAUUGCUGCCCAGCUGAUCUCUGCUCUCUAUUACCUGCACUCCCACCGUAUCCUGCACCGCGACAUGAAACCCCAGAACAUCCUGCUGGGCAAAGAUGGUGUUGUCAAGCUCUGUGACUUUGGGUUUGCCCGUGCUAUGAGCAUCCACACCAUGGUGUUGACCUCCAUCAAGGGGACCCCACUGUACAUGUCCCCCGAGCUGGUGGAGGAGCGGCCAUAUGACCACACAGCAGACCUGUGGUCUGUGGGCUGCAUCCUGUACGAGCUGUUUGUGGGCACCCCUCCUUUUUACACCAGUAGCAUCUUCCAGCUCGUCAGCCUCAUUGUCAAGGACCCGGUCAAAUGGCCUGUGGCCAUAAGCCCAGUCUUCAAGAGCUUCCUGCAGGGACUACUAACGAAGGACCCCUGCCAGCGAUUGUCGUGGCCAGAGCUGCUUUCUCAUCCCUUUGUUGCUGGACUGGUUACUGUGAUUGAUGACACAGAAGAGCAUGGGAUCUCAAACCCCUUCACCACCAAGCUGUCCCCAGAGCUGCAGGUCCUGAAGGAGCAGCAAGCCCAUGCCAUGGCCCCCAGGAGCAGCCAGUCCAGGAUCCUGAGAAAGGCCCGGCAGAAGAUGAUUGAGGAGGCACAGAAAAAGGGGCAACUGAAAGCGGGUGAUGCAUCUACAAAGAACUCUGGCAAAGGAUGCCCCAGGCAUAGACCCAGAGCAGCUCCUGGGAAGGCAGCCCUCAUGGAGGGGGAGCCACCACCUGCCUCCAAAGAGAAGAACCCUAUUGUCCUGCAAGGAAAGAGGAGCAUGGCAGAGUGGGAGUUGGAGGAGCCUCCACCUGACCCAUGGGAGCACAGCAUCACUCGAGACUACGAGCGGGAGUUUCCUGGAGGAGUGGCCUCUCUGCAGUGUGGCGCUGACCAGGGCAGGUGCAGCAUCAAAACUGUGGACCUGGAGAGUGAAGAGCUGGAGAGUGAUGAGGAGUGGCAGCACCUGAUUGAGGUCACAGAGCCUUCGGCCAUGCAGCUGAGCACACCGCUGAGCCUCCUGAGGGACCCGGCCUUCCGGCACCGUGUCCAGGCCCGCCUGGCAGACUCUUCUCAGCAGGUUCGGGAAGGGAUGCUGGAGGGAGCUUCCCGUCUCUGUCCCGUGCUCCAUGUCGUGGGCAACCUCCUGGCUACUCGGUGUGACUAUGAGCUGCUGGACCACUUCUGCCAAGAGCUGAAUGUGCCUCUGUCCCUGCUGUGUCUAGCCAAGCAGAUCCUGGAGAGUCGUAGCAUCAAGCAGCAGCCCUGGUGUAUCGUGGUGCUGACAGACCUCCUCAUGGUGACCAAAGUUUACUUCAGCAGUGAAUGCAGCCUGGAGGAAAGUGGGCAAAAGGACAGCCUGCAGACCUUCCAGGAGAGUGCCAGCUGCUUCCUAGCUCUGCUGCCAGAGCUGCUGGCUGAGCCAGCUGACAGUGAGAUGAGUCUCUGCCAGCAAAGCCUCCUGUGCUUCACUGUGCUCUGUGAGAGCCUGGAUGUGAUGUACCCCUCUGUCUCUGCCCCCUUCUAUGCCAGCCUGCGAGAGAAGCAUCAGCCCCUGCUGAACAGACUCCUUCAGGGAUCCAUCUCAGAGCAGCCUGCUCUGCGAGGUACAGUGAUGGAGGCCAGAUCAGCCCAUGACCAGAGCCCACAAGUGGCAGACCUCUUCACAGCUGCAUUGGCUGCUGCCUUCAGCAUCCCCCUGGAGAGGAACGGCUGUCGGGAAGCCAAGCAGCAGGUCGCUCAGGAGGUUACUGAAAAGCUGAUGGAGAGAGAGAGCCAGCAGCUCAGGAGGCUGCUGGGGAAACUGGAGCACCCAAGCUGCUCCUUGAACGUGCUCAAGAUCCUCUAUGCUGGCUGCCAUGCCAGCCCAAGCCUGUGCCAGCACCUGGGAAGGAGCCAGCGACUGUGGGGUUCCCUCAUACAGCUCUUGAAGGGCAAGGUCCCCAUGGUGGAGGUAGCCCAGAGGGCAGCCUGCGAGGCCUCUCUGUACCUGCUGGCCCUGCUCACCCUGCAGCUCCAGGCCUCCCCUCCCAGGCUUGAGGAGAUGAUUAGUCUGGCCAUGGAUCUCAUCGCCCAGUCUCCUGUUGUCUCCCUUGUGGGUGCUGCAGCAUUCCUCUUGACACAGCUCAGUCAGCAAGGGGUAGCUUUGGAGCUCAGGGGAGAAGAUGUCCUACUGGCGGUGACAAAUGUGCUGACAGCACCUGCUGAGCUGCAGCUCCCACCACCAAUGGGUGCCGGUCUCUACGAUGGGCUCUUCUUCCUCCUGCUGAAGCUCCUUGCCCAGGAGGAUGUGACCAUGGAGCAGGGAUUUGCUGCCUCAGAGCUGUGGAGUGUGGUGUGGCACCGUGUUGCUGCAGUGCUUCAUGUGGGCAGUGACAGGGCACUGCUGGAUGGCGAAUCCCCAGGGGCAGCUCACCUCGCGGUGGAGCCAGACUGGAACCUCCUCUCCCCUCAAGGCACCCUGCUCUUCCUCAGCCUGGCCCUCUUCAUCUUCACUCGUGAGUCCCACUGGUGCCUGCUUCAGCUCACCCAGUCCCAUGGUGUCUUCAUCGUGACACUGAAGAAGCUGCUGUCCCCUGGCUUCCUGGCAUGCCUGACACAGACGCAAGCAGGAGAGCAUGGGGACCCUGACCUUGUCCCAGCUGUGGUGAUCCAGGCCUGCCAGCUCCUCUGUUUCCCUUUUGCCCUGUCUGUGGAUGGAGACACCUUAGCAUUGAUCAUGGAGGCUGUGAGAGAUGCCCAGAUCCCUGCCCAACUGCUGCAGGUCUGCUCUCGCCAUCUGCCCUUCUCAUACACCGAGCUCCCCAUCAGCCUCUUGUGCCACCUCGUUGUGUCUGAUGAGCAGGUCAUAGACCAAAUGGUGAGGGAAGCUGCCACCUCGGAGCACAUUGUUGCCUUCUUGAUGUCUGCCUUGUUUUCAGACAGCCUCAUGCUCACAACUGACCUCCUGUCUCUCUUGACCCAUGUGGCCCGGGCCUGUCCAGAGCACCUGCUCUUUCUCCAGAGGAUCCUGAGGGGCUCAGAUGUGGCCGACCAGCCACUGACCCACCUACUUGGCCACCAGCAACCCUCAAUACGGGCCAAAACCUGCAAGCUGCUGGGCAACUUGCUUCAACAUGGCCAUGGCUUUCUCCAGGCGCUGCAGAACCAGCUGGGCUUGCUGGAGAGCCUUCUGGAGUGCCUGGUGGACCAAGAAGAGAGUGUGCGCAGGGCAGCUAGCUUUGCAGUGGGCAACGCCACCUACCACCAGUCCUUCUCAGCCGGGAUGCUGGGCAGGGCUGUGCCCGGGCUGAUGCAGCUGUUGAGCGAUGUGCAGGCCAGGACACGCUGCAAUGCGGCCUUAGCUCUGGGCAACCUGGGCCAGCGCUGGGCAGAGCUGGGGGACCUGCUGAUGGAGAACAGGGUCCCCCAUGUCCUGCUGGAGGUGGCCUGCCGGGACCCGCGGGAGAGCGUGCGGGAGGGAGCCCUCAUCGCGCUGCGGAGCCUCAGCCAGCACCCCGGGAUACAGCAGGUCCUGCUCUCCCUCAGAGCCACGGAGAAGCUGGCCACACUGGCCAGUGGUGACUUGCAGCCCGCUGCUGGUCGCAGGCCACGGCCACCUUCUGCCCGGCACUGCCAGAAGCUCCUGCACCUCCUCACAGCUCCAGCGGCGCCGGGGACGGCCCCGGCCCUCCGGGAGUCCGGCAAGGCUGAUCCGCACCUGCGCUGAAGGCUGCCGCCUGGGCUCGGCCUGAUGCUGCCAUCACCAGGACGGGACACACGUUUCCUUCCUCCUCGGGCUGCAGCCGCGACCUGCCAUGGGACUCUGUCCGCCCGGGGGGGACACUGCCUGGCCAGCUUCACCUGGGGCCCUCCCCGUGGGAAGCCGUUCCUGGAAAAGUGGCUGUAGACUUCAAGAAACCACCUCUUUCUAAGUGCCGUGCCGUUCCCGUUCCGGGGCAGCCCCACGGCGGGUACCGGAGCCCAGGCUGCAUCCCUCCCCCACCCCCCGGCCGCUAGGGGGCGCUGCACGGCACACGGGAGCUGCAGGCGGCCGGCGCGGCGGCUGCCGGGAGGUGUAGUCACGUGGCGGCGCCGCCCCGGAUCCCUAUGGUAACGGCGGGCAGGGCGGCGGCGGCAGCGCGGGGAGCGGCGGGGCCCGGGGGCGCCGUGCAGGCGGUGAGUACGGGAGCGGCUGUCCCGCAUGUGCCUCCCCUCCGGGGAGCCGCGUCCUUCCCUCCAUGGGGAGUGUGUGUCCCCCGAGGAGCGGGGCCCUUGGUCCCCUCGCUGCCUCCCCGUCCCCGCCUUGCCGCGCCGCGGCUCCCGGCCCUCCCCGCCCUACCACCGUGUCCCCAGCACCCGCUCGAUCUGUACCCGGGCCCCAAGGAGGCACCUUUUCCAGCCCCAGGCCUCCCCGCGGGGCUUCUCCGUGGGCCUACCGCGUGUCCCCUCGGGGUGCGCCGGGCCGGGCCCCGCGGGGCUGGGGCAGCGGCGGGGGCAUGCUCUGCGGCGGGACAGACGGGGGGCGUCGUCCUGGCCAGCGCUCCCGGGGCGUGGUGCAGCAUCUCCGUGGCACCUUUGACCUCAAUGAUUUUUCACGUAAAGAAAUGAGAACCAGAGUGGGUUCCCCGGGUGAGUGCCAGGGAGGAAGAAGAGUUGGUUCCCCAGCGAGCCACGGCCCCAGCGAGCCUCUCUAGUGGUGGAGCUGGGGUUGCCCAGGCUCGAGUGGAGCACUGGGACAGCCUGGCUGUUAAUCCUUCCACUGGGGUCUUUGCUUGGCUGCUCCGGCGUCCUAAAAAGGAGCUGAUGGCUCUGAAAGGUGAAGAGCAGAGCUGCGAGAGGAGCAGAGACAAGCCUGGAGUGUUUCCUGGACGCUUCCAGGAUCAGGGCUGGGACUGAGUGCCACAGGAAUGGGGAAGCCCGGUGUACCAGCCUGCUGUCUCCCUGCCCAGGCAGGCUGCAGGUAUCCCAUGGGUGAUGCCGUUCAGCCCCACAGGUACACAUCAAAACCCUUCUUAUGUGACUCUCCAAUGAAGUUUCUCUUUUCAUUGCUGUGCGCUCCCCACUGAAAGGGUGUGUGUCAUCUAGUGGCUCCUAGGCAUUUUGGGGAAUAAACAGUGAAUUGCUGGUCUAAUGACAGUUUUAUCUAGUAAUUUUUCCUUGACUCUUGGUGGUUGUACUCAGCAGAUAGUGGCACUUUUCAAUCCUUGCAUUGCUCUCUUGCUGCGGUACUUAAGUUUUGUAUUAGGCAAACUUUGCUGAUGACAAAUCAAUCCCUCCCGUUCUUCGGUCAUGCCCAGGGCCUUUCUCAACGUAGCAGGGAUCGCAUUGCAAGGAGGACACUGCCUGGGCUAAAUGCCACUGUCCCCAGAUAAUGAUGCCUGCAUGGUGAUGUCAUAUCACCGAGGCAGGUCGGGGGCUUUGGCUGCUGUACCAGGCUGGCUGGGUGCCAUUCUGUGGCAUUUCCCAGGUUCCUUCCAUGCGGCAAGUCUGGGAGUAUUUGGCGGCUUCUUCCCAACUUGAAUCUCUGUUUCUGCUCCAUUCCCAAGCUCUGAGAGGCUGCUGUAUGGGGUGAGGUGGUUUCAGUGCCUCCAGGGGGAUCUUUCCCACCUUUGUCAAGAUACAGAAGGGUCGUCAUCGUGUACUGAAGGACACCUGGGAGCUUGUUUUUCUAGUUCCAGAAAAAAAGUGUCAAGAAGACAGAUAAAGAAUUGAUGUGAACUA
Columba livia (rock pigeon) is the source of this 6145-nucleotide messenger RNA. RefSeq names its product serine/threonine kinase 36 (gene STK36). NCBI's taxonomy places the organism in Eukaryota, Metazoa, Chordata, Aves, Columbiformes, Columbidae. The transcript has 27 exons. Gene Ontology annotation, biological process: protein phosphorylation. The record is from RefSeq and is a predicted model, not a curated record. Gene Ontology annotation, molecular function: protein kinase activity; ATP binding. Gene Ontology annotation, cellular component: cytoplasm. Bases 117 to 4151 code for a protein of 1344 amino acids.